GUAAUUUUCAUUGAGACUAGUAUUGCAAUUUAAAGAGACUAAUUAAUACUAUUAUGAUUUUCUUUUCUUGUAUUUACUUGUAUAUGUACUACAGAUGUUUGUAGCACCAAUUCAUGAGGCACUUGAUACUAAGUUUCUAAAACUUGAUAAGAGUAUGCAUUCAAGAGAAAACAUCAAACGAUUAUUCUACGUGCGAGCACUCCUCUUGUCGGGAAAUACACUGGUGACGGCAGCAUUUCCGUUCAUGGGGGACUUCGUGAACUUGUUUGGAUCAUUCACACUUGUGCCUCUCACCUUCAUGUUCCCAAGCAUGAUCUUCCUUAAGGUUAAGGGAAAGACGGCGAGAAUAGAGAAAAAAAUGUGGCAUUGGAUAAUCAUUCUCUUGUUUUCUCUCCUUGCAGUAGCAACUACAAUAUCUGCUUUCAAAUCCAUUAUUAACAAUGUUAGAGAAUAUCAUUUCUUUGCAGAUACAUGACCACAAACAUUGAUUGAAUACAAUGAUAUUACGAAGAAAUGUUGAAGAUGUUGAAGAUCUGUUUUUUUUUUUUUUUAGGCAAUG
Cornus florida is the source of this 559-nucleotide messenger RNA. RefSeq names its product proline transporter 1-like. The record is from RefSeq and is a predicted model, not a curated record. NCBI's taxonomy places the organism in Eukaryota, Viridiplantae, Streptophyta, Magnoliopsida, Cornales, Cornaceae. The coding region runs from base 95 to 475 and encodes 126 amino acids. The transcript has 2 exons.